AUGAAGAAACGAAACCCGCCGUCGGCACUAAACCCUAACUGGGAUUCUCUGAAGCAAAACCUCAACCCCAGAGUUACAGUUGUGAAUGCAUGGGGAAACGUUGUAUAUGACGAGUAUGUUCGUCCACUAGAGCCUGUUGUGGACUUCCGUACGAAUAUCAGUGGUAUCCACCCUUGGAACAUGAAGAAAGCAAAGAACUUCAUGAUUGUCCAGAAGAAAGUGGCAGAGUUGAUCAAAGGAAGGAUCCUUGUAGGGCAUGCUUUACACAAUGAUCUGAAGGUAUUAUUAUUGAGUCAUCCAAAGAAGGAUAUUAGGGACACUUCAGAAUAUAAACCCUUUCUAAGGGACGGGCGGAGAAGGGCUCUUAAGGAUCUUGCAGCUGAAAUACUUGGUAUCAGGAUCCAACAAAAGCAACACUGUCCAAUUCAGGAUGCCCGAGCCGCCAUGCUCAUUUAUAAGAAAUACCAAAAGGCAUGGGAGAAGAGCAUUAAGAGGCUUGACAAGCUAAAACAGAAGAUAAAGAAAAAGCACAAGAAGAAAUCAAUGGAGAAGGCUGCAGCAGAAUCUGAUGAGACAGUAGUGCUUUCCUAGUUAAACAUGUCUUUGUUGGAGAUUAAAGAGAGCUGAUGAUUAUCACGCAAGAGAGAGGAGGAUUUCCAGCAUUUCACCUCAUGUUGGGUGAUAAUUCUAAAGGAUCACCCUCAUCAUUACAAGGAUACCGUGCAUCAUAUUUUUGCUGCAAUUACUUAAUUGUUGGGUUUAGUCUAUAAGCUCUAUAUGAGUAGAGGUUUCUGAUGCCAGUAUUCCAAAAGAAAGCUGACCGACAGUGUAACAAUGUGAGCGGAUGACAGUGCAAUACUGGGAAUUUGCAAUGGCAUGAGUUACAAAUUUGAUUCUUUUGAUGCA
Molecule: messenger RNA, 906 nt
Organism: Asparagus officinalis (garden asparagus)
Lineage: Eukaryota; Viridiplantae; Streptophyta; Magnoliopsida; Asparagales; Asparagaceae
Product: RNA exonuclease 4
Exons: 6
Coding region: 1-591 (196 amino acids)
Biological process (GO): rRNA processing
Cellular component (GO): nucleus
Molecular function (GO): 3'-5' exonuclease activity; nucleic acid binding
Source: RefSeq, a predicted model, not a curated record